AUGCCGCCGUUUUGCCCACUAAAAGUAAAACCCUACGAGCAGCUAAACUCGAUCCCUCUCCCGCGCCUGAGAAGAGAAGCAGCAGCGACGACCGGAAGCAGCGAAGGCGAAUCCUUCCUCCAGUCGACGAAAUCAAGCAGCAGCGACGCGAUUCUCCACCGUCGAAGAGAACCUACAGCCGGUCGCCAUCUCCCUCCUCCACCCGACGAUUCGUUCGAGCCUCUCCAUCGGACGAAUCCUCUCCUCCAGCAGCGUCGAAACAGCCGGCCUUCCCGCUCCCCAGCAGCAUCGACGAUCUCCUCUGCUUGA
Messenger RNA from Linum trigynum, 309 nucleotides. NCBI's taxonomy places the organism in Eukaryota, Viridiplantae, Streptophyta, Magnoliopsida, Malpighiales, Linaceae. The record is from the annotation of a GenBank genome assembly.